GACUCAUCAACAUGUUCUGUACUGGCGUCCUUUUGCUGCUGCUGCAGAUGAGUUUUUUCAACACAGUUUCUGCUGGGAAAGUGUUGGCUUGGCCUACAGACGCUAGUCAUUUUAUGAAUAUGAAAAUAAUCUUAGAAGAGCUCGCACAUAAGGGCCAUGAUGUCACUGUGUUAGUUCACUCAGCCAUUAUCAUUAUGGGCAAUGACACCGUCUCACCUCUGAAAUAUGAAGAGUUCUCUAUUCCAUUUACAAAAGAGAAGAGUGAAAAGUUUCUGGAAGAAUUUUUACAUGUGUGGAUUUAUGAGGUGCCCAAUAUGUCCUAUUGGGAGUUCUAUACUAAAAUGAAAAUAUUCAUGCAGGAACAAGUGAAGGUAGAAAAACACGUGUGUGAGGGUGUAAUAAAGAAUAAGCUGCUUUUAAGAAAACUAGAAGAGGAAAAGUUUGAUGUCCUGGUUUCAGACCCGUUAAUUCCUUGCGGUGAACUUAUUGCUGAGCUUCUCGGAGUUCCUUUUGUCUAUUCCUUUAGGUUCUCUAUGGGUAACGCAAUGGAAAGACUGUGUGGACAUCUCCCGGCUCCCUUUUCCUAUGUUCCAGGCUCCAUGGUGGAGCUCACUGACAAAAUGUCUUUUGUGGAAAGAGUGAGAAAUAUUAACUUCUAUAUAUUUCAAGACAUAUUUUUCCAUUUAGUGUUUGGCAGCUUCUGGGAUGGUUAUUUUAGCGAGGCAUUAGAUGGUAGUCAUUUUAUGAAUCUAAACAUGGUUCUUGAGGAUCUUGCACAUAAAGGCCAUGAAAUUACUGUGCUGGUUCCUUCAGCCAACUUAAUUAUGGACACCAAGAAAACGACACCUUUAAAAUUUGAAGUUUUUCCAGUUGCUUUUUCAAAGGAGAAAAACGAACAGCUUCUGGAGGAAUUCCUGCAGUUCUGGAUUUAUGAUCUGCCUAAUAUUUCUUAUUGGGAUUUUUUUUUACGCAUGAAAAAAGCCUUAGCAGAUACUCUGGAGGUAGAGCAACUUGUGUGUGAUGGCAUAAUAACUAACAAGGAAAUAUUAAAAAAGCUACAGGAGGAAAAGUUUGAUGUCCUGGUUGCAGAUCCAUUAGCUCCCUGUGGCGAGCUUGUUGCGGAGAUUAUCGGAGUGCCUUUUAUCUAUUCUUUCAGGUUCUCAAUGGGUAAUGUAAUGGAAAGAUUGUGCGGUCAAACACCAGCACCAUUCUCUUAUGUACCUGGUGCAAUGGCUGGAUUCACUGAUAAAAUGUCCUUUGUUGAAAGAUUGAGAAAUUCUAUUUUCUAUUUAUCGCAAGAUACCAUAUUUUAUUUCAUGUUUUCAGCCUCCUGGAAUGAUUAUUACAGUAAGGCAAUAGGUCGACCUACCUCACUUUGUGAAAUUAUGGGAAAAGCAGAAAUGUGGCUCAUUCGGACAUACUGGGAUUUUGAGUAUCCACGACCAUUGCUUCCUAACUUUGAGUUUGUAGGAGGUCUGCACUGCAAACCAGCAAAACCUUUACCAGAGGAAAUGGAAAAGAUUGUUGAAAGCUCAGGAGAACACGGCAUUGUGGUAUUUUCUCUUGGCUCUAUGGUGAAAAACCUGACAGAUGAAAGAAGUAACGUAAUUGCUGCUGCUCUGAGCCAGUUGCCGCAGAAGGUAAUCUGGCGAUACAGUGGGAAGAAACCAGCCACAUUAGGGGAGAAUACAGUGCUGUAUGAUUGGAUACCACAGAAUGAUCUUCUGGGCCAUGCCAAGACCAAAGCUUUCAUUACUCAUGGUGGAACUAAUGGAAUAUAUGAAGCCAUAUAUCAUGGAGUCCCUAUGGUGGGAAUACCGCUCUUUGCAGAUCAGCCAGAUAAUAUUAUCCACAUGAAGACAAAGGGCAUGGCAGUAAUGCUGGACAUAAACAAAAUGCAAACCCAAGACUUAUUAGAUGCCGUUAACACAGUCCUAAAGAAUCCCACGUAUAAAGAAAAUGCCAUGAGGAUAUCACGCAUCCACCAUGACCAGCCAGUUAAACCACUAGACAGAGCUGUUUUCUGGAUAGAGUUUGUCAUGCGUCACAAGGGAGCAAAGCACCUGCGUCCAGCCUCCCAUGAACUAACUUGGUACCAGUACCACUGCUUGGAUGUCAUCGGCUUCCUGCUUGUCUGUCUCUUCACUGUUCUCUACAUCACAGUUAAGAUCUUGUCAUUUUGUUGCAGGAAAUGCCGGCCAACCAAGAAGAAGCAGAAAAAACAUUAAUGUUAUAAGUUGCACUUCUCUGUACACUGUAGUGAUGACAAAUGUGUUUCCAACUUUCCAGUCAUUUCUUUAUUAGAAACACAGAUGUGUAUUGAAGUGCAUUGUGACUGUAGAUCAUAUUAUGUGUUGUGUUUGUAUGUGAAAUAGAAAGUUGAUCAAUACAUUUUUAUUUACAACAGGCAGGCCAGUAACAACGUAUGAAUUAAACAACUUUGGCGUAUG
Pseudophryne corroboree (corroboree frog) is the source of this 2450-nucleotide messenger RNA. RefSeq names its product UDP-glucuronosyltransferase 2A2-like. Gene Ontology annotation, molecular function: glucuronosyltransferase activity. The transcript is spliced from 7 exons. The record is from RefSeq and is a predicted model, not a curated record. Lineage: Eukaryota; Metazoa; Chordata; Amphibia; Anura; Myobatrachidae. Bases 12 to 2228 code for a protein of 738 amino acids.